UGGGUCGUUUCACGGCGGACAGGUGGGCUGUAAGGGCUGGCACGGCAUCGUCGGCGGUUCUCGGUUCAGCCGGGAUGAGAAAAUGGGGGGGAAAUGGUAUAGCAUCCCAAAGACAUGUUCCUUGAGGUGGGGUGAGCUUUGAGAGGGAGGGCGAGCUAAAAUGUGUCUUUCUUGGUGUGUUUUCACAUGCAAUUGAGUUAAUGCAGCGCAAGGAGUUGUAAUUUGUUAGGCAGCUGGUGCUCUGCAGUACUCGGGGCUUCCUUCGGCUGUUCUGUAGGACAAGAAUUUUGCUACUGCCUUUAAAUGAUGAAGUUACCUUGUCGAGCAGCAGAAGUAGCAACCCAGGGGUUGCCCUUCCCUGCCUUCCCCUCCUUCCCCACACCUCCCAUCCUCCAUAUUGACUCGUUGCUUUUCUUUAAAAACCUCGUACUUGAUCGGGUUUCCUUCUCAAGGUGGUUUUCUCAUCUUCCUUUGAUGACCUGAAAUUUUCCCAGGCUCGUAGCUUGCAAUUUUGUUGGCGUUAAAUGAACCUUUUCUCAACGGCUUGCCUACAAAAAGCAGUGCCAGAACUGCGCUCCUGUGCUAACAUGCCCAUCUGAAGCAAGAAUGCAGUCCAGAUGCCCAAAAUAUUAGGGUCAGCGAUGCAUCUGGAUUCCCCUAGAGCUACUCGAGGCGACGCGGCGUAUUUCUGAAACACAGAGAUUUGUGAGGAAUGUGGCGCUGGUAUGUCACUUGAGCUUAGGAAAGCCACCUGUGUUUGAUUAAGGUGCAGUCCCGCUUCCAGGACUAGCUGGGUAUUCUUUCCAAAUAAUUUUCACAAGCCUUAAAUUCCUGUUUGGGGAUGAGAAUUUCCUAGAUUUAUAGCCAGAUAAAAACUGCGUUGCCUUAGUGUCACCUGGUGCGUGUGCUGCGCAGAGGACUUGGUGGCAGUGCAGAAAGUGUGUCCUGUGAUACCUGAGUAUGGAUCUCUUGGGUGUGGGGACUGCCACAUCCCAAGGUGUAGGAAAACCAUCGGUCUUGGGUAAUGGGAUUCUGUUUUAGGAGAGCAUGAGCUGUAUCACUGAUGCUGAAUUCUGGAUGUACGGUUUUGGAUGUUCUGUAACUGUCAUUUUUAGCCUGUGCCUGGUUUGAGCCCAGUUCUGCGCUCUUGGAAGUCACCAAGAGCUUUGCUGUUGAUUCUGCUGAAAAAAAAAGAGGUGUUAGGACAGUAAUGGUGCAGUGGUUUGUAAUCUUAGAGUGUUUAUUUCCAGUGAUACUCGCUUAUUUUUUUUCUCCUCUGUUUCAGCCGAACAAACUUGUUUACCUUGGAGCUACAAAUAGUGGUGAUUUGAGAUUUGAGCUCGUCCCCCACUGCUCCCGCGCAAGCAAGGACCAGAAAAAUGAAUAUCCAGGGGAAAGGCUUCCCCUUGGACCUCGGAGGAAGCUUCACUGAAGAUGCUCCAAGACCACCAGUUCCUGGCGAGGAGGGGGAACUCGUGUCCACGGAUCCAAGGCCAGUUAGCCAUGGUUUCUACUCCGGUAAAAGUGACGUGGUUAGAAAUGAGAUGUCCACAGCAACACCGAGGCGCUCCGAUUUGGAUUUGGGGUACGAGCCCGAGGGGAGUGCUUCGCCAACUCCACCCUACCUGAAGUGGGCCGAGUCGCUGCACUCCUUGCUGGAUGAUCAAGAUGGAAUCAACCUCUUCAGGACUUUCCUGAAACAGGAGGACUGUGCGGAUCUGCUGGACUUCUGGUUUGCCUGCAGCGGCUUCAGGAAGCUGGAGCCGUGUGUGUCUAACGAGGAAAAAAGACUCAAGCUGGCAAAAGCCAUUUACAAAAAAUACAUCCUCGACAACAAUGGCAUUGUGUCCCGGCAGAUCAAACCAGCCACAAAGAGCUUCAUCAAAGACUGUGUCGUGAAACUGCAGAUUGACCCCGACAUGUUUGACCAGGCCCAAACGGAGAUUCAGUGCAUGAUAGAAGACAAUACCUACCCUUUGUUCCUUAAGUCAGAUAUUUAUUUGGAAUACACAAGGACAGGUGGGGAAAGUCCAAAAAUUUAUAGCGAUCCGAGCUCAGGGUCUGGGACAGGUAAAGGACUACCUGGUUAUCUGCCGACUCUGAACGAGGACGAGGAGUGGAAGUGUGACCAAGAGGCCGAGCCCGAGGCCAGCCGGGACUCGGCUCCUUCCAGCAGGCUCACGCAGAAGCUGCUCCUGGAGACGGCCACGCAACGCGCGGCCUCGGCUCGGCGCUACAGCGAGGGCAGGGAGUUCAGGCACGGGUCGUGGAGAGAGCCUGUUAACCCUUACUAUGUCAACACGGGCUACGCUUUGGCCCCGGCGACCAGUGCCAACGACAGCGAGCAGCAGAGCAUGUCCAGCGACGCCGACACCAUGUCGCUGACAGACAGCAGCGUAGAUGGGAUCCCACCGUACAGACUCCGAAAGCAGCAUCGCAGAGAGAUGCAAGAAAGUGCCAAAGCAAAUGGACGCGUGCCACUACCUCACAUUCCUCGUACGUACCGAAUACCAAAGGAUAUCCACGUGGAACCAGAGAAGUUUGCUGCAGAACUGAUCAAUCGUCUGGAGGAAGUACAGAAGGAACGUGAAGCGGAGGAGAAAUUAGAGGAGCGCCUGAAACGCGUUCGAGCGGAGGAAGAGGGUGAGGAUGCAGAUAUCUCUUCUGGUCCCUCGGUCAUUAGCCACAAGAUGCCUUCCGCCCAAGCCUUCCAUCACUUUGCUCCUCGUUACGCUGAGAUGGGCUGUGCUGGGAUGCAGAUGAGAGACGCCCACGAGGAAAACCCCGAAAGCAUCCUGGAUGAACACGUACAGCGUGUGAUGAAAACACCAGGCUGCCAGUCCCCAGGACCCGGCCGUCACUCUCCUAAACCACGGUCCCCGGAAAGCGGCCACUUAGGAAAGGUGUCAGGGACACUGGGAACAAUUCCUCCAGGGCAUGGCAAGCACGCAACAAAAUCAGGAAUGAAACAGGAUGCAGCUAACUUGUACCACCAUAAACAUGUGUACCACCACAUCCAUCACCACAGCAUGAUGAAACCAAAAGAGCAGAUCGAGGCCGAGGCCACGCAGCGAGUGCAGAACAGCUUUGCUUGGAAUGUAGAUUCACAUAACUAUGCAACAAAGUCAAGAAACCACAGUGAAAACUUGGGCAUGGCCCCUGUCCCCAUGGACUCUUUAGGCUACAGUGGGAAAGCGAGUCUGCUCUCCAAAAGGAAUGUUAAGAAGACUGAUUCAGGGAAAAGUGAUGGUGCCAACUAUGAGAUGCCAGGAUCUCCUGAAGACGUGGAGAGAAACCAGAAGAUCCUUCAGUGGAUCAUAGAAGGAGAGAAGGAGAUCAGCAGGCAUAAGAAAACAAACCAUGGCUCUUCAGGUGCUAAGAAGCAGCUGUCCCAUGACAUGGUCCGGCCCCUCUCCAUCGAGCGACCCGUCGCGGUGCAUCCGUGGGUCAGUGCCCAGCUCCGGAACGUCGUCCAGCCUUCUCACCCCUUCAUCCAAGAUCCUACCAUGCCGCCCAACCCGGCCCCCAACCCUCUCACCCAGCUGGAAGAAGCUCGCAGGAGGUUGGAGGAAGAGGAAAAAAGGGCUGGAAAACUCCCCCUUAAACAAAGGUUGAAGCCCCAGAAGAGGCCGGGCAGUGGCGCGUCCCAGCCGUGCGAGAACAUCGUGGUCGCUUAUUACUUCUGUGGAGAGCCCAUCCCCUACCGCACCCUGGUCAAGGGGCGCGUGGUCACCCUGGGACAGUUCAAGGAGCUGCUGACCAAGAAAGGGAACUACAGGUAUUACUUUAAGAAGGUGAGUGACGAGUUCGACUGUGGUGUGGUCUUCGAGGAGGUGCGGGAGGACGACACCAUCCUGCCCAUCUUCGAGGAGAAGAUCAUUGGGAAGGUGGAGAAGAUUGACUAAGGCUCCAGGGCAGCCGAGGCGUGAGGACAGGACUGUGAAGGACUCUGGGACCGGAGGAGAAGGCCUGGGGCAGACACUGGUGGUGCUGCUGCCACGGGCACUGGGCGAGCCCAGGGCGGAGAGCGGCAGCCCCGCUCUCCAGCACAGACCUGGGCAAGCUCCGGGAUGCCAGUGGGUGCUGUUUCACCCCAUGAACCUGCCAGUGGGAGCCUGGGCUCCCUCUCCAUACCGAAUAUAAGUGUAAUGUAGCAUUGUACAGUGCAUUAGAAAGUGUAAUAUGACCUUGUUUACUAAAGCUGCAUAUUUUUGAUAUAUUGUAAUAAAAGGAAAAUAUUUCCAAUGUCACAGUGCUCUUAUGUAAAUGUAAAACAUACAGGUACUGCAGAACUCGCCCAAAGUGUACAGCCACCCGUCAGGCUCCGGCUGCUCCGUGCUUUCCCGGCACCCUGCCCCGUUCUCCCGGCGUGGAUGGCUCUGGAGCACCGUGGGGCAGAGCAGCUGUCACCCCACGUGGAAGGGUCCCAAGGGGCUGUGAAGAUUUUUGAGCCAUUUGGAAGGAGUCAGUCUCUGGCCUCCUUGGCAGGCUCAGCUGCUGGAUAUGGUAGGAUGGGUCUUUUUUUUUUCCUCCUGAGCUUCCUUGCGACCGAGUAAAUCCCCGAGGGAUAAAAGGGUCAGUGCUCCCUGCAGAGCAAGGACCAGCUGGGAGCUGGGGUGGCAGGCUGGGUGCUGGCAUCCCAUGGCCUGCAUGCUCAUGUGUGUAUCCCCUGUGUGCCCCUGGAGAAGGUGCUGGCACCCAUGUGCCUGGUGCAGACGCGCCCAGACCCCUGGGCCAAGCUCUGGCAUUGGGCAGGGAACUCUUUAGGAGAACCGUAAUAGGGAGGGAACUGUGAGACACUAAAGCUGAGGACAAAAUACGUUUUUUUAUGAGUCCUGCAUCUUUUGUCAGAUUCUGUGUCUCAGGGGAGGCAGCAGGAGGGCACUGCACCAGGGGGAUUAUUGAUGCCAGUUUGUGAGGCUCACAUAGGGGGCCAGAUCACCCAGUUGGCAGCCAGAACCUGGGAAGCCUCCUGGGCUUACUCAGUUGCAAGGAAGCCUGGGCUGUGCCGGUGCUCCCACCACUCUGCCUGUCCCCAGCCCGGGCCCUGCUGCUCCGGCGUGGCCGUGACUGUGCCAGCUCCUUCGGAGACCAGCCCUUGCCCACCCACAGAAACGGGGGUGGCCCCAAAGCCAGGGGGGUUCCACAUCAGUGCUCUCAGCCACAGCAGUGUUGGGGCUGCCGGGCACCCCGUGGCACCGCGCCGGGACACGACUCAGCCUGUUGUUUAUGUCACCGAGUGCCUUUAUAACACGGUCCUGGGACUUGCCUAAAAUGCUACGUGAGGUCCAUCAAAAUCUGCAGAUGUUUUCAGCCCGGGAACAGCGUUUCAAGGGGGUUUGCUCCCUGUUUUUUGAAGUUCUGAUGGUGGUGUGUCUGGUGAGGUUGUUAACGUGCCCGGGAUUUCCGUCUCCCCCUUUUUUCUCGGGGGUCCCUGUAAAUAUGUACAGCGGCCGCGCAGCCCCGGCGACGUUUCCUCUGCAUUCUCAUGUGCUGACUUGUACAAUGAUCUUUUCAAAGGUACUUGGAUAAAAUGAAAUAAAACCCCA
Molecule: messenger RNA, 5549 nt
Organism: Corapipo altera (White-ruffed manakin)
Lineage: Eukaryota; Metazoa; Chordata; Aves; Passeriformes; Pipridae
Gene: AXIN1
Product: axin 1
Exons: 9
Coding region: 1380-3905 (841 amino acids)
Biological process (GO): negative regulation of canonical Wnt signaling pathway
Source: RefSeq, a predicted model, not a curated record